Propithecus coquereli (Coquerel's sifaka) is the source of this 1012-nucleotide messenger RNA. It is a transcript of the gene COMMD5, whose product is annotated as COMM domain containing 5. Bases 113 to 787 code for a protein of 224 amino acids. The transcript has 2 exons. The record is from RefSeq and is a predicted model, not a curated record. NCBI's taxonomy places the organism in Eukaryota, Metazoa, Chordata, Mammalia, Primates, Indriidae. Gene Ontology annotation, cellular component: nucleus.
GGCGGGUGCCGCAUAGCUGCUUUCCGCUGGUGCUGUUCCUUACCGCUUUCGCCAGGCAUCUGCAUCUUGGGCCUCCUUUCUGGGCUGACUCAUCAAGGAGGAGGAAGCAGCAAUGUCUGCCGUGGGGGUUGCAGCUUCCCACCUGCAUCAUCUUGGUGACAGUCACAGUGGCCGGGUGAAUUUUCUGGGGGCCCAGCUCCCUCCAGUGGUGGCAGCAAUGGCCCGGCUCCUGGAGGACCUGGACAGGAGCACAUUCAGAAAGCUGCUGAAGCUUGUGGUCAGCAGUCUGCAGGGGGAGGACUGCCAGGAGGCAGUACAGCGUCUUGGGGCCAGUGCCAACCUGCCAGAGGAGCGGCUGAGCACCCUGCUUGCGGGUGUGCACACUCUGCUCCACCAAGCCCUCCGGCUGCCCCCCGCCAGCCUGAAGCCUGAAGCCUUCAAGGACCAGCUCCAGGAGCUCUCUAUCCCCCAAGACCUGGUUGGGGAGUUGACCAGCGUGGUAUUUGGGAGCCAGCGGCCCCUCCUUGAUUUUGUGGCCCAGCAGCAGGGGACCUGGCUGCCCCACAUGGCUGACUUUCGGUGGAGGGUGGAUGUGGCAAUCUCCACCAGCACCCUAGCUCGCUCCCUGCAGCCGAGUGUCCUGAUGCAGCUGAAGCUUUCAGAUGGGUCUGCACACCGCUUUGAAGUCCCCACAGCCAAGUUCCAGGAGCUACGGUACAGUGUGGCACUGGUUCUGAAAGAAAUGGCGGAUCUGGAGAAGAAGUGUGAGCGCAAACUACAGGACUGAACCAUUAUUUGGCCAGUCUCAUUCAGGUCAGCUGGGGAGGAUAGGCUUAGACAGGUGCCUCAGAUGGUGCCAAAUUGCAGCUGGCUCUUCCCAGGACAGCCCUGCCCUUCCUAUGAGGCAGACUUUUCAGUGAGAGUGUUUGAAUGUAAUUAUGUAAUCUUCUGUUUAAUUGAAAAAAGACAGCUGUGCCUUUCAUUUUUUGGAAGUAAAGCAAGUAUAAAAAAC